AUGGAGGUCAUUCGCCACGGCCGCCCGCAUGGCCUGCUGCUGGUGCAGCUGCUCGUUUUGCUGCUGCUGCUACUGCAGCCCUCAGCAGCUCACCCGGAAGCAGCAUUCGAUUGGCUAGAGGCGUCAGAGUUGCUGAGCCCACAGGCAGCUGCAGUUGCUGCUGCUGCCCUCAUAGAUCGAGACAGCAGCUCGCUGCUGCUGCAGCAGGAGCAGCAGGAACAGCAUGAGCAGCAAGAGCAGCAAGAGCAGCAAAGCCUGCUGCUGCAGGCAGCAGCAGCCCGCGCAGAUGAGCCAGCGCAGCAGAAGGAUCAGCAGCGGGAGGGCCGGGGCGGAGGCUCUUCGAAGACUUCUGCGCCGUCCGUGGACCGCAGCUCAAAAGACAGCAGCAGCAACAGCAGCAGCAGCAGCAGCAGCAGCAGCAAGCGGCCGAAAGCGCAGCCAGACGCAGCCAGCGAGGCCCCACGCACCUGGCUGCUGAUUUGCUGCAGCGCUUUGCUAGUUUGCUUCGCGGGCAUUUCCAGCGGCCUCACUACGGGCUUCAUGGCUUUCGACGAGCUGCAGCUGCUCGUGCUGCAGGAGACCGGCACCGAGACCGAAAGAGCCCAGGCGCGGAAGGUGCACGAGUUGCUGUCGCGGCGGCACCAGCUGCUGGUGACGCUGCUGGUGGCCAACUCGCUGGCCAUGGAGGCCCUCCCCCUUUUCCUCGACCGCCUCGUCUCUCCCUUGCAUGCAGUUCUUCUCGCGGUGACCCUCAUUCUCUUCUUCGGGGAAAUCCUCCCCCAGGCCGUCUGCACCGGACGCAGCCAACUCGCUGUCGCCGCCCUGAUGGCCCCGCUGGUGCGGCUGCUGCUGGUCACUUUCUCCAUUGUCGCCAUCCCUGUUGCUGCGCUGCUGGACCAUUUGCUGCGCCCUUCGCAUGCAGCAGCUUUCUACGGGAGGAAUCACCUCAGGGCGCUCAUUGGGCUGCACCAGAAGGGCCGCCGGCGGCUGCUGCGGGAGGCCUCCAGCGAAGACAGCGGGGGUCCCUCGAGGGCUUCCGGCAGCCGCGAAGAAGCUGCCAGCCCUUGGCUUAACAAAGACGAAGUCAUGGUCAUUCAGGGCGCAUUGGACAUGGCGUCGAAGAGCAUUGGCGACUUUCUGGUGCCUCUGGACCAAGUGUAUCAACUGGAGGUCAAAACCAAACUGACCCCGGAGGUUUUGAUGCAAAUACUUCGACGGGGACACUCCAGGAUUCCUGUCUACGAGGGCGAACGCCACAACAUCCGUGGCAUUCUGCUUGUUAAGAGCCUCAUUUGCGUGGACCCCGGCGCAGGCGCGGUGCCACUUGGCGUUUGUGACUCCGGACUUUCUGGCUUACGGGGAGGCCUGGCGGGACGGCCGGCCGCCCCCGCGAGCAGCGAAUUUGCUUUGCUGCUGCUCCUGCUUGUGCUGCUUCUGUUGCUACUUCCGCUGCUGCUACUGCUUUUGCAUCUGCUACUGCUUGUGUUCCUGCUUUUGCUGCUGCUGCUGCUGCUGCUGCUGAUGUUGCUGACGGUGGUAAUGAUGUUGCUGAUGAUGAUGGUGAUGGUGAUGAUGAUGGGGGUGAUGAUGGUGAUGGUGGGGGUGAUUAUGGUUGUGGUGAUGCUGCUGCUGCUGCUGCUGCUGCUGUUGUUGCUUGAUUCGGCGGCGCUGGCCCCGCUGCUGCUGCUUGCUGGCACUUGUGACAGCGACCGUACGCUUGGUGUGAAAGAUAGGGACACGAGCCGUUUCGGGCUGACGCGCCGCACGGGGGGCACUACGCUGUCUGCUUCGUGUGGGGCCGGAGCAGCAUUUAAAGAUUUUGCUGCUGGUGCAGCAAAUGGUGUUUUCUUUUUGGCAUCUGCGAUGUCGAGGGACUUUGACUCGGUCUCGGCCCAGAUCCCCGCGCUGUCGCCUGCUGCUGCUGCUGCUGCUGCGGGAGCAGCAGCAGCAACUGCAGCAGCUGCCCGCUCAAUGACCCCCCAAAACAGCUCGCCUGCUUCGCGCAUGCACCUGCGGGACGCAACGCCGCAGGCGCCAUACGCCGCGAGCGAAGCAGCAGCAGCACCCUGGCCGCUCGAUUCUGCUGCUGCUGCUGCUGCUGCUGCUGCAGAAGGGCAGGACACCUCCCGUGUGCCGGCUGAGAGCACUAGGUCUGCUGCGGGAGACGCCGGUGGCAGCCCUGCUGCUGCUAUCAGCUCGAGGGAGUUCUCUGGCCAGACCCUGGAGCAGCUGCAACAGCAGCAGCAGCAGCAGCAGCGCGUUGGGGUGUACAUACACCCGAGGGACUAUGCGGUGGCGCAGGCAGCAACGCGACACAACCGCAACAGACUUCAGCAGCAAAUCGAUGCAGCAGGACGCGGCUUGACGCGGCGGUGCUUCACGCAGCCCAUAGCGCAGCAGCAGAAGCAGCAGCAGCAGCAGCAGCAGCCCGAGGGACAGGCCGAAGGGCAGCAGGAAACUGCGAAAGAAGAAGAGGCGCAGCAGCCCCACCGCAGCAGCACAACAGCAGACGCCAUUCCUUACGGGGUGCUGCUGCCGGCUCCUGUGUACAGCCGUAGGGGCAGCAACGACAGCAGCAGCAGCAACAGCAGCAGCAGCAGCAGCAGCCGGCGCGAAAAUGGCGCCGCAUCCACCCCGCAAGUGCUGUGUUUGAGCAGGCCUGCCGCAGCAAGCACCCCGGCGGACGGUGCUGUUGCUGCUGCUGCUGCUGCUGCUGCUGCUGCCAGCGUAGCUGCUGCUGCAGCAGCACCGCCGCGACUAAACCACUACAAAGAGGCCUUUUUGCUCGCAGAGAAAAAAGACAAAAAGAAACAAAAAGAAAAGAAUGUGCUGCCGGGGGGCCCCAAUGGGGGCUACGCCCUGCUGCCGGACGUGCCCUAA
Messenger RNA from Eimeria tenella, 2880 nucleotides. Its product is annotated as CBS domain multi-pass transmembrane protein, putative. The transcript has 9 exons. Gene Ontology annotation, cellular component: intracellular membrane-bounded organelle. NCBI's taxonomy places the organism in Eukaryota, Apicomplexa, Conoidasida, Eucoccidiorida, Eimeriidae. Bases 1 to 2880 code for a protein of 959 amino acids. The record is from RefSeq and is a predicted model, not a curated record. Gene Ontology annotation, biological process: magnesium ion homeostasis.